ACGUACAGACCGGAAGUUGUGUGUGAAUGUUUUUUUUGUUGUUGUCUUAGCUGGGUUAGCGAUGGCUGAGUUGGACAUUCAAGAGUUCAUUGAACAAAACAGGCAUUUGGCCGAGCAAGUGGAGACGUAUCGCGGAAUCUCAGAGAGCGAGAAACACUGGAAGGCCAGAAGAGAAUUCUUGUUCCGGAACAUAAACGAUUAUGAGGACCCACACGUGGAUCAACUGCUCGCGUUAUCAAUGGUGUGGGCUAACAACGUGUUCCUCGGUUGUCGGUACCACCCUGACCUGCUCGAGAAGGUGCAGGAGAUGGCCGAGGGCGUCGUAGUGGUGGACGCGCCGGUUUUUAAAACCAGAGAAGAAAUCAUGAAAAAGCAACAGGGACGGUGAUUGGAGCUGACCAGUCUUGCAAGGCUUCGUUUGACAGUUUAUAAGGUUUCAACGCGUUUGUUUUGUGUUUGUGUGUGUG
Osmerus eperlanus (European smelt) is the source of this 467-nucleotide messenger RNA. RefSeq names its product CDKN2A interacting protein N-terminal like (gene xtbd1). NCBI's taxonomy places the organism in Eukaryota, Metazoa, Chordata, Actinopteri, Osmeriformes, Osmeridae. The transcript is spliced from 3 exons. The record is from RefSeq and is a predicted model, not a curated record. Bases 62 to 388 code for a protein of 108 amino acids.